Molecule: messenger RNA, 5076 nt
Organism: Nomascus leucogenys (northern white-cheeked gibbon)
Lineage: Eukaryota; Metazoa; Chordata; Mammalia; Primates; Hylobatidae
Gene: DGKQ
Product: diacylglycerol kinase theta
Exons: 21
Coding region: 43-3363 (1106 amino acids)
Biological process (GO): intracellular signal transduction; diacylglycerol metabolic process; lipid phosphorylation
Molecular function (GO): ATP-dependent diacylglycerol kinase activity
Source: RefSeq, a predicted model, not a curated record
UCCUGUACCCCCAGCGCGGACCCAAAGGGGCUCGGACCGGGAAUGGCGGCGGCGGCCGAGCCCGGGGCCCGCGCCUGGCUGGGCGGCGGCUCCUCGCGCCCUGGCAGCCCGGCCUGCAGCCCCGUGCUGGGCGCGGGAGGCCGCGCGCGCCCGGGGCCGGGGCCGGGACCGGGACCGGGGCCGGAGCGGGCGGGCGCCAGAGCCCCGGGCCCCGCUGCCGCGCCGGGACACAGCUUCCGGAAGGUGACGCUCACCAAGCCCACCUUCUGCCACCUCUGCUCCGACUUCAUCUGGGGGCUGGCCGGCUUCCUGUGCGACGUCUGCAAUUUCAUGUCUCAUGAGAAGUGCCUGAAGCAUGUGAGGACCCCGUGCACGAGUAUGGCGCCCAGCCUGGUCCGGGUUCCUGUGGCCCACUGCUUCGGCCCCCCGGGACUCCACAAGCGCAAGUUCUGUGCUGUCUGCCGCAAGGUCCUGGAGGCGCCCGCGCUCCACUGCGAAGUGUGUGAGCUGCACCUCCACCCAGACUGUGUGCCCUUCGCCUGCAGUGACUGCCGCCAGUGCCACCAGGAUGGGCACCAGGACCACGACACCCAUCACCACCACUGGCGGGAGGGGAACCUGCCCUCGGGAGCCCGCUGCGAGGUCUGCAGGAAGACGUGCGGCUCCUCUGACGUGCUGGCCGGCGUGCGCUGCGAGUGGUGCGGGGUCCAGGCGCACUCCGUCUGCUCCGCGGCGCUGGCUCCCGAGUGUGGCUUCGGGCGUCUGCGCUCCCUGGUCCUGCCCCCCGCGUGCGUGCGCCUUCUGCCCGACAGCUUCAGCAAGACGCAGAGCUUCCGCAUCGUGGAGGCCGCGGAGCCGGGCGAGGGGGGCGACGGCGCCGACGGGAGCGCUGCGGUGGGUCCAGGCAGAGAGACACAGGCAACUGCGGAGUCCGGGAAGCAAACGUUGAAGAUCUUUGAUGGCGACGACGCGGUGAGGAGAAGCCAGUUCCGCCUAAUCACUGUGUCCCGCCUGGCCGGUCCCGAGGAGGUGCUGGAGGCCGCACUGCGGGCCCACCACAUCCCCGAGGACCCUGGCCACCUGGAGCUGUGCCGGCUGCCCCCUUCCUCUCAGGCCUGUGGCACCUGGGCUGGGGGCAAGACCGGGAGUGCUGUGAUCUCGGAGGAGGGCAGAAGCCCUGGGUCUGGCGAAGCCACGCCAGAGGCCUGGGUCAUCCGGGCUCUGCCGCGGGCCCAGGAGGUCCUGAAGAUCUACCCUGGCUGGCUCAAGGUGGGCAUGGCCUACGUGUCCGUGCGAGUGACCCCGAAGAGCACGGCCCGCUCUGUGGUGCUGGAGGUCCUGCCGCUGCUUGGCCGCCAGGUGUGUACCCUGCGCCUGCUCCCCAUCCUGGCCAGACUUGGUGGGGGGGUCACUGUCCCCAGGAGGCCAGGCCACCAUCCUAGCCCAGGCGUGGCUGUCCCCAUGGGUGUCCUGAGGUGGUGGGGGCCUGCCCAGACCCGAUGCCAAGCUCUACCCCAACAGGCCGAGGGUCCUGAGAGCUUCCAGCUGGUGGAGGUGGCGAUGGGCUGCAGGCACGUCCAGCGGACGGUGCUGAUGGACGAACAGCCCCUGCUGGACCGGCUACAGGACAUCCGGCAGAUGUCCGUGCGGCAGGUGAGCCAGACGCGGUUCUACGUGGCGGAGAGCAGGGAUGUAGCCCCACACGUCUCCCUGUUUGUUGGCGGCCUGCCUCCCAGCCUGUCCCCCGAGGAGUACAGCAGCCUGCUGCAUGAGGCCGUGGCUACCGAAGCCACCGUGGUGUCCGUGAGUCACGUCUACUCCCAAGGCGCGGUAGUGCUGGACGUCGCCUGCUUCGCGGAGGCCGAGCGGCUGUACGUGCUGCUGAAGGACAUGGCUGUGCAGGGCCGGCUGCUCACUGCCCUGGUGCUCCCCGACCUGCUGCACGCGAAGCUGCCCCCAGACAGCUGUCCCCUCCUCGUGUUCGUGAACCCCAAGAGUGGAGGCCUCAAGGGCCGAGACCUGCUCUGCAGCUUCCGGAAGCUACUGAACCCUCACCAGGUCUUCGACCUGACCAACGGGGGUCCUCUUCCUGGGCUCCACCUGUUCUCCCAGGUGCCCUGCUUCCGGGUGCUGGUGUGUGGUGGCGAUGGCACCGUGGGCUGGGUGCUCGGCGCCCUGGAGGAGACACGGUACCGACUGGCCUGCCCGGAGCCUUCUGUGGCCAUCCUGCCCCUGGGCACAGGGAAUGACCUUGGUCGAGUCCUCCGCUGGGGGGCGGGCUACAGCGGCGAGGACCCGUUCUCCGUACUGCUGUCCGUGGACGAGGCCGACGCCGUGCUCAUGGACCGCUGGACCAUCCUGCUGGAUGCCCACGAGGCUGGCAGUGCAGAGAACGGCACGGCAGACGCAGAGCCCCCCAAGAUCGUGCAGAUGAGUAACUACUGCGGCAUUGGCAUCGAUGCCGAGCUGAGCCUGGACUUCCACCAGGCACGGGAAGAGGAGCCUGGCAAGUUCACAAGCAGGCUGCACAACAAGGGCGUGUACGUACGGGUGGGGCUGCAGAAGAUCAGUCACUCUCGGAGCCUGCACAAGCAGAUCCGGCUGCAGGUGGAGCGGCAGGAGGUGGAGCUGCCCAGUAUCGAAGGCCUCAUCUUCAUCAACAUCCCCAGCUGGGGCUCGGGGGCUGACCUGUGGGGCUCCGACAGCGACGCCAGGUUUGAGAAGCCGCGCAUGGACGACGGGCUGCUGGAGGUGGUGGGCGUGACGGGCGUCGUGCACAUGGGCCAGGUCCAGGGUGGGCUGCGCUCCGGAAUCCGGAUUGCCCAGGGUUCCUACUUCCGAGUCACGCUCCUCAAGCCCACCCCGGUGCAGGUGGAUGGGGAGCCCUGGGUCCAGGCCCCAGGGCACAUGAUCAUCUCAGCUGCUGGCCCUAAGGUACGUGGGGUGAAGCUGGAGAGUCAGGGGAGGUGGGCCGGGCUGGGCCGGCCAUGGGAGUGGCCGGUGGUACCCAGGUGGUGCUGGCAUGGCCAGCUGCGGCCAGGGUCUUCCUUGAGUCUGGGAGGGUGCCUGCCUCAGGAGGGCUGUGCCAGCGGUCAGGCAGGCCAAAGGUGGCACAGGGAGCAGCCAGACAGGUCCCUCCCCUUCCGUGAAAUGGGGCUGAGAUGGCCUCAGCUGCCCGGGGCCCCAGGACUGGGGGCUGCCCGUGUACCGUUCUUCCAUCGGCCAUGUCACCCUGGUCCUCUGCCCCCUGCCCUGGGACAGGUCCACAUGCUGAGGAAGGCCAAGCAGAAGCCGAGGAGGGCCGGGACCACCAGGGAUGCCCGGGCGGACGCUGCGCCUGCCCUUGAGGGCGAUCCUAGGUAGGGGUGGCUGGGGCAGCCCAGGGGCUCGAGCCGUCUCUGCCCCCGCCAGCCUUGUUUUCAGGUGGUCUGGAGGCAGCUCCAUGUCCACACAGUGGCCGGCCCUGUGGUUGGACCUGGCUACGGCCCUGACCGCAUCUUCCCGGGGAUGCAGCUGGACCAGCCCUCAUCCCAUUGGUGACGCACGUUGGUGUCACAGCCCUCAUCCCACUGGGGACUGCUGUGCAGGCAGCAGUGUUUCCCCGUGUCCCGGGUGGGCGCAGGGCUCUGGAUGGUGAGCCCUCUGCCCCGUGGGGGCCUGGUCCUCUCCUCAGGGGUGGGCACCCAUCCCUCCAUCUCUCUCCCCACUGAGCCCCUUGAGCUGGACAGUGCUGGACGCAGGCCGUCCCCCUGGCCGGUCCUUCAGAGCAGCAGGCUCCCUGGUGUGUCCCUGCCCCAGCAGACACAGGCUGCCAGCCCCUCCAGCCUCACCUCCCCGCCCUGGGCAGCAGGUGUGGGCAGUCCCUGGUGGGCAGCGUGUCAGGCUGCCGGGUGGUGGUGACUGGUGACUUCCUUGUGUUCGGGGAAGAGAGAAGGUGCCUUCCCUUGUUUUCUGGCCUUGUGAUAUACAGAUGGCAGCUUGGACCCCAGGUACAGCUCCAGGGGCAGGCAGUGCCCAGCUGGGCCUGAUGGCCCUUUCCUAGUGCCUCUGUUGGGGGAGGAGAGCCUCUGUCCAUGUGGAGGCUAGGAGGUCUCAGGUGCUGCCCUGGCAGCACCAGAGUGUGGGCCGGGCCCAAGUGUCUGCCCCUCGGCCCUCAGGGUGGGGCAUUUAGCACCCAGAAGGGACCAAAAGCAGGGCAUGGCUGUGCAGAGGAGUUUGUGGAGGUGUAAACAGUCCCAUGCAUGUGGAGGAGCAGGCUUUCAGCCCCAGACCCCACGCUAGCACUUUCCACGCUGCUUGCCCGCCGUUGACGUGCAGUUCCCAGUGCCUGUGUGAGCCGACAUCUGCUCAGUCCUAUCCCUCGCCAGCGUGUGGAGACCCAGCUUCUGCAGCGCCCCUGCUCCCACGCCCCCAGAUAGCUCGGUGGAGGGUCCUGCAUCUGGGCCAGGCUGGGGUGCACCCAGCCAAAGACAAAGCUGCCUCCAUGUGCCCAAGGAUUAGAUGGCGCACUGGCCCCGGGAGGAGUCUGACCAAAAAUGGAGCCAGCUCUGUGGGAAGCCCUGACUCCCCCCACGAGAAACGGCCCACGGUGCGGAUCUCCCCGUUCCCUUGUGGGGCACAGCUGACCUGGGCCUCCGAUUCUGUGGAGCUUUCCUGGGCGUGGCUUUGACCUCAGAAGUGGCUGUGGUUUGACCUCAGGAGUGUGUGGCCUGGCCCAGCCUGCUGCAGCCUCCUGGGGGGCCCUUGGUGCCACUAAUCCCCCGACCCCCUGCUUCUGCCAAAACUGCACAGACACAUGCAUUGUAAGGCCACUUGCGGCCUCCAGCGUGCACUCUUGUUUACGUCAUUGUCAUCUUCAAGACUUGUCCUUUGUGAUUAGUUUUGCUUCGCGAGCCCUGGUGUGGACUGUGGUCUGUAUGAAUCGUGUGUAACUGUGGUGAGGGGCUUGUCCUGUAUGUGAGUCUGUACCCAGGUGGGGUCUGUGCCCUGCACACCAGGCCCCUCUGUAUUUAUCGCUGCCUGAAUGCAACAGUAAUUUAUAUCUAGGACAAAUACAGUCUGGGCGUCACUAUCCUA